AUGUAAUUUUAAUUUCCCUUAUAAAAAGCACUUUAAACAAAUCAAAAUGGAAUUAGUGUGAUAAAUGCCUAAAAUACUCGAAGAAAUAGUUUUCUAGAUGAAGUAAUAGAUAAAAUGGGUGAAGCUUCAGCGAUUGUAUAAAUAAUAUACAAAUCUAUACUUAGGCAUAAUAACUAAAACAAAUAAUAACUACUGCUAGUAGAUUUUAUGGAAGUGAUUAGAGAGUUUAUUUGAAAUCAGAUGGUAAAGUAUGUUAAUUGAGAAAUAUCAUAGAAUUGUUAAGGUUUAUUGAAGGUUGGGAGAAAGAAUCUAUUUUAUAGAGAUUAUAAUGGAUAAAUAAAAGAAUUAUAACCACUUUGUGUAUUAGAUUUUUAUGUUCAUGAAAGUGUUUAAAGAAUGGGAGUAGGAAAAGAAUUAUUUGAAGAGAUGUUGAAAAAUGAGUAGAUUAAACCAGAAAAAUUAGCAUAUGAUAGACCUAGUCAGAAAUUGAUUGGUUUUCUAAAUAAGCAUUAUCAUCUUAACUAAUAUAUACCUCAAAAUAACAAUUUUGUUAUUUUCAAUUAAUUCUUCAGUUAGAAUAACUAACCUCAAAUAGUAGAAGGACGAAUUCAAAAAUAUGGAAGGAAUUCUUAGAUUGAUUAAUUAGAUAUUAUGAUGUAAUAGAUAUCUCAGAAUAAGAUGAAUUAAUAAUAACAAUAAACAUAAUAAAAAUAAAUUUACUAAAUGAAUCCUCCUUGGGCAAUAGAUAAGAGUACUAAUGUUUAUAAUAAUAAUAUAAAUUUACAACAACGAACUCAUGUUUAUAAAAUUAAUUGA
Paramecium sonneborni is the source of this 816-nucleotide messenger RNA. Lineage: Eukaryota; Ciliophora; Oligohymenophorea; Peniculida; Parameciidae. The record is from the annotation of a GenBank genome assembly.